Molecule: messenger RNA, 968 nt
Organism: Salvia miltiorrhiza (redroot sage)
Lineage: Eukaryota; Viridiplantae; Streptophyta; Magnoliopsida; Lamiales; Lamiaceae
Product: 60S ribosomal protein L9
Exons: 3
Coding region: 224-808 (194 amino acids)
Biological process (GO): cytoplasmic translation
Cellular component (GO): ribosome; cytosolic large ribosomal subunit
Molecular function (GO): structural constituent of ribosome; rRNA binding
Source: RefSeq, a predicted model, not a curated record
UAAUAAAAGUAUAAGUACAACACAAUGAAUCCAUAAGAAUAAUAGUUUUAUAGUACCGAACAUAAAGCCCAUUUACUAAUGAAGCCCAAUAACCAGCUAGGGCUUUACACCUCACUAACCUCCCUCUUUCUCCCUCUUAUAUCGCCGUCUGAACCUCCCUCCCUCUCUCUCUAAACUAGGGUCGCAGCUAGGGUUUUACACAGUUCACGCUUCACCCCACAAAAUGAAGACGAUCCUCUCCUCCGACACCAUGGACAUUCCCGACGGCAUCAAGAUCAAGGUCAAGGCCAAGGUGAUCGAAGUCGAGGGGCCCAGGGGCACGCUCUCGAAGAAUUUCAAGCAUCUGAAUCUCGAUUUCCAGCUCAUCACCGAUGAGGAGACCGGGAAGAAGAAGCUGAAGAUCGAUGCCUGGUUCGGCAGCCGGAAAACCACCGCCUCCAUCCGCACGGCGCUCAGCCACGUCAACAACCUAAUCAACGGUGUUACCAAGGGAUACCGCUACAAGAUGAGAUUCGUGUAUGCUCAUUUCCCUAUUAACGCCUCCAUCACUAACAACGGAACCGCCAUUGAGAUCCGAAACUUUCUCGGGGAGAAGAAGGUGAGGAAGGUUGAUAUGCUUGAGGGAGUGUCGAUUGUGCGAUCUGAGAAGGUCAAGGAUGAGUUGGUGUUGGAGGGGAAUGACAUUGAGCUUGUUUCUAGGUCUUGUGCCUUGAUAAACCAGAAAUGCCAUGUCAAGAACAAGGAUAUCAGGAAGUUCCUUGACGGUAUCUAUGUCAGUGAGAAGGGAGCCAUUGCUGUUGAGGAAUGAAGUUAGAAAUUUAUGUUUUAAUCAGUUAUUCGAAUUUUCUUUGUCUUGUUUGCCUGCUGACUUCUUAUGAGACUUGUAUAAAGAUGAAUCUGCAAAUUUUGUGCUGUCACAGAUUGAGUGUAUUCUUCUUGUUUUAUGGUAUUCUAGAUUUAUGCCAAAA